Molecule: messenger RNA, 3040 nt
Organism: Coregonus clupeaformis (lake whitefish)
Lineage: Eukaryota; Metazoa; Chordata; Actinopteri; Salmoniformes; Salmonidae
Gene: dcaf11
Product: ddb1 and cul4 associated factor 11
Exons: 15
Coding region: 231-1856 (541 amino acids)
Biological process (GO): proteasome-mediated ubiquitin-dependent protein catabolic process
Cellular component (GO): Cul4-RING E3 ubiquitin ligase complex
Molecular function (GO): protein binding
Source: RefSeq, a predicted model, not a curated record
GGAGUUCUCGCGCUGGGUGCUCCAGUAUUGUAAACCAUAGAAAAAAAAAUGAAUUUCUAUGUUGUAAACAACAUGGCGCAUCACGGACUAAGCAACUUCGGUCUGGUAUUAUCUUGAAAACAUCGGCAGCGAAAACGGCGCAUCAUCCACAGAUAACAACCGUUUUGUUAAACUGACUCGUGACAACAUAAUUGACAACAACAUUGACUUCCCUGGCAGGCUCUCGGUCUAUGGGCUCUCAGUCUAGUUCUGGGAUGUCCGGCGGUCGGGGCUCCAGCGGCAACCCUGACCAGUCUGAAGCGGAAUCCAACCAGAGCAGCAGCAGCAAUAACAGUAACAGCAGUAGAGGUCGCCGAUCAGCUGAGGGACAGCAGGGUGACAGGCAGUCAACAGCAGAGGAGGACGUCGAUUUAGCUCAAGUGCUGGCUUACUUAUUGAGGAGGGGCCAGGUGAGGCUGGUCCAUGGGAGUGGAGCAACAGGCCUGCAGCUCGUCCAGUCGUAUUCGGACUCUGACGAGGACAGCGAUGGGGCCUGGGAGGGGCGCCUAGGAGACCGUUACAACCCUCCCGUGGACUCCCAGCCAGACACUCAGGAGUUGGACCGGAGUGAAAUCCGGACUCAGAUCCUCCUGACCACAGCCUCAUCUGACCUGAAAGGGAGGCAAAGCUUCACCCACAUGCUGACAGAGAGGGAACAAGGCCGGUGUCGAGGCUCCAGUUUUUCUCACGGAGAGUGCAGUCGCAUUCGCUCACAUUUCCUGCCCAAUCAUGUGGCACACAAGGACACAUACCAGCAGAAAGCAUUCUGUGGUGUGUACAGUGACGAUGGCAACAUGUUCCUCUCUGCCUGCCAAGACCAGAACAUCCGUUUGUAUGACACAAGUAGGGGGCGCUUUAAUCUGAAGCAGACUGUGAAGGCCAGGGACGUGGGCUGGAGCGUUCUGGACGUAUGCUUCACCCCCGACUCCCACAACGUGCUCUACUCCAGCUGGUCUGAUUACAUUCAUGUCUGCAGUGUAGAUGGAGACAGUGAAACCCACACCGCCCUGGACCUCAACCCAGACGAGAGGAGGUUCUGUGUCUUCUCUCUGGCUGCCUCCACAGACGGAAAAGAGAUCCUUGGAGGAGCAAACGAUGGCUGCCUCUACGUCUUUGAUCGUGAACAGAAUAAGAGAACCCUUAAGAUUGAUGCUCACGAGGACGACGUGAACGCGGUGGCGUUUGCUGACAGCUCGUCUCAGCUGCUGUUCUCGGGCAGCGACGACGCGCUCUGCAAGGUGUGGGACAGGCGGACGCUGCGGGAGGACAGACCCCAGCCCGUGGGCCAGCUGUCUGGACACAGAGACGGCAUCACCUUCAUACACAGCAAGGGCGAUGCACGUUAUCUGAUCAGUAACUCUAAGGACCAGUCCAUCAAGCUGUGGGAUGUGAGGAAGUUCUCCCCCAAGGAGGGCUUGGCGGCCUCGCGGCUGGCCGUUACCCAGCAGAACUGGGACUACCGCUGGCAGCAGGUGCCCCAGAGAGCCCUGAAGAGACACAAGCUGACCGGCGAUACCUCGGUGAUGACCUACAGGGGUCACGGUGUUCUGCACACGCUCAUACGCUGUCGUUUCUCGCCGGAGUUCACCACCGGACAGAGGUUCAUCUACACCGGCUGCUCCACUGGGAAGAUCAUCGUCUAUGACGUGCUGACGGGCAGCGUGGUGACCAGACUCUCUGACCAUGAUGCGUGUGUGAGGGACGUCAGCUGGCAUCCCUACCAGGACAACAUCAUCAGCAGCUCGUGGGACGGAGCAGUGCGUGUUUGGGAGCACAGGCAGACCCACCCGCUGGAUGAGGAGAGGGACAGGGACUGAAAAAAGGACGGGAAGUGAUGAUGUCAUAGGUGUGGGACAGCCUGACUGUGUCAGUCAGUGACAUCACUCUCAGGAGAGGUGGAACCACAACAGAGGGAGAGAGGGAAAGAACAAGCUCACAGAGCAAACCGUGAAAUCUCAUUGAUUCAAUGCUGGAAAACAAUAAUUAUAGUGUGAUUGUGAAGUGUUAAUCUCCCAAUUCUACCUUCUUACUUCUCUGUGUUCGUGCAGAAGCCAUUAUUACCCCCCCUUUAUUCGCCAAUCUGCAGAGAACGGCAAAGUUUUAGCGAGACAGUUGAGGCAUUGUCUUCUGACAGGUGGCGUUACUCCUACAGAGCACUAGUCCCUCCACCGACAGUGCAGACAGAACCACGCUAUCUGACUUUAAGACAAUGACAGUUAAGGAGAGUUGAUGUCUCUUCUCAUGCACCUAAGUAUAGGCUAAAGAAGGCUAAAGCCUUUUCUAAGUUGAGCUGGAGUCUUUUAUGCAGGACCUAUUAAAGCUCAACGCUAACUAAACGCUUGCUCUGAGAGCCCCCAUCAAGCCUCUUAACCACAGUAUGUUUUUGUUGCUUUGAGUAAAAAGCAUCACCCAAAUAAUGUAUGCUGUAUGUAGAAGAAAACAAUGUUAUAAAUUACAGGCGAAUUGUGAACGGCCACAAAGACUUAUGAUGAUAAUUCUGUAUAAGAUAUAAUACUUUAAUGGUAUUAAUGUCACGGGGUAAGAAUAACUUAUUUUGUAGUCCAAUGUAAACAAUUCCAAUUCAAAUAUUUGAAUUUGUGAAUAAUGUGUGUUGGGGUUUAAGACGGGGUGUGGUUUGGGGGAGGGUGUGUGUGUACGCGUGUGGAUACCCACUGGACAAAAACUGGUUUCCAUGUAAUAAAAAAUAAAACAAUUUAUGUGAUGUUGAAUCAACAUGGAAAACUGAUUUGGAUUUACAAAAAGUCAUCAACGUAAGGGAAUUUCAUGUUUUUUUCACAACUUUUAACCUAAAUCCAAUGAUGAAAUGCUUUGUUGAUUUCACGUUAGCUGACGACUCAACCAAAUGUAAAUCAAAACUAGACAUUAAAAUGACGUCUGCCCAGUGGGUACACACAUAUUAAUGUGUGUGUGUUUAUAUCGAUGUUCGUGUUCCAAUCUCUAAAUUGUUUUACAAUAUCAAUAAAACAUUUAUUUGAAUGUA